Corylus avellana is the source of this 2110-nucleotide messenger RNA. RefSeq names its product aldo-keto reductase family 4 member C10. NCBI's taxonomy places the organism in Eukaryota, Viridiplantae, Streptophyta, Magnoliopsida, Fagales, Betulaceae. Gene Ontology annotation, molecular function: oxidoreductase activity. The record is from RefSeq and is a predicted model, not a curated record.
CUUAAUAGGGAGAGAGAGAGAGAGAUUGACUUUCUAGUCGUUUACAGCUAAGCUUUUAUUUUGAGUGUUGGCUUGGGGGCGUUUCUUACUCUUUGUUGCCGUUGUUGACCGAAGCUCUGCCCUUUUGAAUAUUCGCUUCUAUAUUCUCAGACAAAGCGAUCCAAUCUUAGUCUUCAUUUCCUGCUUUCCUCGCAAAUCAAUCGAAAUGAUUUUUUGUUUUGAGAGUGUCUUGUAAUUCGGUGAUUCAAUUCCAGUUUGCUCGUUUUAUUCUUCAUUCAGACAAGUUGCCGAACACAAGUUGGGUUUUGUUUGGUGGUCAAACUUGUGUACUUCAUUUGACUUGGGAAAUGCUUCAUUGUCUUCCUCGGAAUUCAAUCGCUUUUGAUUGUCUCUGAAUUGGGAUCUUUUUCUUUUAAUAUUUGAUUUCUGGGUUUCUGUUUGAUUUGAAUAUCUCAAUUCCGUUCCUGAUAUAUUGGAUUUAGUAUAUCACCUUGGACAGGAUUUCAUAAACCACCUAUAUUUAUAUUAUAUUAGCUUGAGUUGUUGGAAUUUGAACUUUGAUUCUUGCACCUUUGUGAUUCUGGGUAACUGGGUUAUUUGAAAGCUAUUUGUUUUGCCCAUUGAUUCAUCUGAGAAGUUAGAGGGGAUGAAAGGAAAAGGUGGAACACCAGGAAAUUACUUUGUGUUAAACACAGGAGCUAAAAUUCCAGCCAUUGGACUUGGGACAUGGCAGAGCGGCGGAGACCUCUGUGUUGGAGCUGUAAAAACGGCAUUGUCGGUUGGGUACCGUCAUAUAGAUUGUGCACAUCUUUAUGGGAAUGAGACUGAAGUUGGGGAAGCACUCACCGACGCAUUCAAAGGUUCAUUGAAGAGGGAGGAUGUUUUCUUAACUUCUAAGCUAUACUGUACCAUGAAUUCACUUAAUAAAAUCGAGAACUAUGUUAAAGUUUCUCUCAAGAAUCUUGGAGUUUCUUUCUUGGAUCUCUAUUUGAUGCAUUGGCCCGAGAGCUCGGCGUUUGGUGAUGCUACUGAUCCUCCUUCAAAGUCGGGGAGUGAGUAUAGGCAGUUUUUGAAUCGGUUGAAGAAAGCGUGGAAAGCCAUGGAAGGUCUCGUUGAGUUGGGUCUGGUUCGAGCUAUUGGAGUCAGCAAUUUCAGCAUCCAGCAGAUCAAAGAAUUGCUUAAAUUUGCAAAAAUUGUACCUGCGGUGAAUCAGGUGGAAUUGCACCCUUUCUGGAGGCAAAAUGAACUUGUGAAGUUCUGUCAACUAAAAGGUAUCCAUGUAUCUGCUCAUACACCUUUAGGAGUACCUACUUCAACUCCUGGACCAUCUGACAGUGGAUCAGGUGGGGAAGAUGAACCUGGAACUCCUCGCAUAUCAUUUAGGAGAUCAAGAUCUGUGCAUGGCCCUAUGCUCAAAUUGUCAGUUGUUGCACAAAUAGCUGAUAGACAUAAAAAGACACCAGAGCAGGUUAUUUUGCGGUGGGGACUGCAAAGGGGAACCAGUGUCCUACCUUGUAGCCUGAAAGCUGACAGGAUAAGGCAAAACAUAGACAUUUUCAGUUGGUCUCUCUCAGAUGAUGAGUGGAACCGCUUGAACCAGAUUGAACCACAGGUGUGUUUAUUUGGACAUAGUCCUCUGAGUAAUCUUUCGGACAAUGUCUUUAUGUUUGGGAGCCGUCCACUACAAGCUGUGCGUGAGAUGGAAGAUGACAUGGAGUCCAAUGCCUGAUAUUUCAUAUUAUUUGCUUCAGAUGUUGUGCCAUUGGUGUUCAAAUGUGUGAUCAAGUUAUGAUAUGUCAUGUGCCUAUUGUUUGUAAGAUUUUGAUUUGUUGGUGCAAGAAUAGAAAGUCAAACCAGACUCUGUUAAUUGAAAAAGUGGGGAAUAUUUGUGUUUGAAAACAAAGAUGAUAUCUUUAGAUCUUCCAGCCACGAUGAUGUCUUUGAUGCGAAAUAAAAUUACAAAAAAAAAAAAAAAAGGUCGGGGUGCUACUAUUUUCAGCAUGGAUUGAUUGUAUUAUUGAAUGGUUGCAUUUGGAGAAUCAACAUCAAUCAGUAUGAAUGAAGUUGCCUGAAUCGGCUGUCAUACAUUAUGACUUGCACAUUUUUGGUC